This is a messenger RNA of Trematosphaeria pertusa, 2700 nucleotides long. RefSeq names its product heat shock protein Hsp88. The record is from RefSeq and is a predicted model, not a curated record. Gene Ontology annotation, cellular component: cytosol; nucleus. The transcript has 5 exons. Lineage: Eukaryota; Fungi; Ascomycota; Dothideomycetes; Pleosporales; Trematosphaeriaceae. Gene Ontology annotation, biological process: protein folding. The coding region runs from base 330 to 2498 and encodes 722 amino acids. Gene Ontology annotation, molecular function: ATP binding; ATP-dependent protein folding chaperone.
GGAGCUGCUCCGGCGAGGGGGCGCGAUGCGUUGGCGGGCGGGGAUGACGCAGCGUGUUUGUGUUGAUAUCUAUUUGGUGUUGCGGGCUGCGGCAGCCCCCGCACGGGCCAACGCGCCCAGGGUGCCCCGCUGAAAACGGAGAUGGAAUUUCAACGAAGCAUCGAGAAGCGGCAGCAGACACAGCCCGACCGCCAGGCACCGCGUCUCAAAUUUCUCUCCCGCCGCGCUGCUCCCUCCUCCAUAAAGCACAACCAGCCUCGCUCGACACGCUCCCACGCACAUCUGCCCCCGUCCGAACGCGCUGCUACCCCGCCUCACCGCCGAUAAACAUGUCUGUUGUGGGUGUUGACCUGGGCACGCUCAACACCGUCAUCGCCGUUGCGCGGAACCGCGGCGUCGACGUGAUCACCAAUGAAGUCUCCAACCGCGCCACGCCGUCCCUGGUAGGCUUCGGCCCCAAGAGCAGGUACGUUGGCGAGGCCGCGAAGAACCAAGAAGUCUCCAACCUCAAGAACACCGUCUCGUCCUUCAACCGCCUCGCCGGCCGCUCGCUCAACGACCCCGAUGUGCAGAUCGAGAAGGACUUCGUGUCGGCGCCGCUGGUCGAUAUCAACGGCCAGGUCGGCGCCGAGGUCACAUACCUGGGCAAGAAGGAAAAGUUCACCGCCACGCAGAUCGUCGCCAUGUUCCUCACCAAGAUCAAGGCCACCGCCUCCGCCGAGCUCAAGCUGCCCGUCUCCGACGUCGUCAUGAGCUGUCCCGUGUGGUACACCGACGCCCAGCGCAGAGCAAUCCUAGACGCGGCUGAGAUUGCAGGCCUCAAGUGCCUGAGGUUAAUCAAUGACACCACCGCUACCGCGCUCGGAUACGGCAUCACCAAGCUCGACCUACCCGGCCCCGAGGAGAAGCCGAGGAGAGUCGUCUUCGUCGACAUUGGCCACAGCAACUACACUGCUUCAGUCGUCGAAUUUAAGAAAGGCGAACUGGCCGUCAAGUCAACCGCAUGGGACCGACACUUCGGCGGACGAUACAUUGACAAGGCCCUGGUCGACCACUUUGCUAAGGAGUUCAAGGAGAAGUACAAGAUCGACAUCAACGAGAAUGCAAAGGCGCGCUUCCGAGUCGUGGCGGGCGUGGAGAAGAUCAAGAAGAUCCUCUCCGCAAACACCAUGGCCCCGCUCAACAUUGAGUCUGUCAUGAACGACAUCGACGUCCGGGGUAUGCUCAAGCGCGAGGAGCUGGAGGAGCUCAUCAAGCCCAUGCUUGACCGCACCACCGGCCCCAUUGAGCAAGCCCUGGCCGACGCGAAGCUCAAACCCGAAGACAUUGACACCAUCGAGCUGACUGGUGGCUGCACGCGUGUACCGGCGCUGAAGUCUGCCAUACAGAACUUCUUCGGCAAGCAGCUGUCCUUCACUCUCAACCAGGACGAGGCCGUUGCGCGUGGAUGCGCCUUCAGCUGCGCCAUUCUGUCACCAGUCUUCCGCGUCCGAGAUUUCUCCGUCCACGACAUGGUUAGCUACCCGAUCGAGUUUACUUGGGAAAAGUCCGAGGACAUCCCCGACGAGGACACUAGCUUGACCGUCUUCAACAAGGGCAACGUCAUGCCUUCCACUAAGAUACUAACAUUCUACCGCAAGCACCCCUUCGAUCUCGAGGCGAAAUACGCUAAGCCCGAAAUGUUACCCGGCAAGACCAACCCUUGGAUCGGACGCUUCUCCGUCAAAGGCGUCAAGGAAGACGGGAAAGGAGAUUUCAUGAUCUGCAAGCUCAAGGCGCGCCUCAAUGUCCACGGAGUGCUCAACGUCGAAUCCGGAUACUACGUGGAGGAGACCGAGGUCGAGGAGCCCAUUCCCGAGCCUCCGAAAGAAGACAAGAAGGAUGGUGACGCGAUGGACGUUGACUCGAAAGAACCUAAAGAACCUCCGAAGAUGCGCAAAGUCAAGAAACAGCAGAGGAAAGGUGACCUGCCCCUGUCAGCAGGUACCGCAAGCUUGGACCAGUCUACCAAGGAUGCACUCAUGGAGAAGGAGAACCAGAUGAUCAUGGAGGACAAGCUGGUCGCAGACACCGAGCACCAGAAGAACGAGCUCGAGUCGUUCAUCUAUGAGCUCAAGGACAAGAUCAUUGGCGUCUACGCCGAGUUUGCGAGCGACGACGAGAAGUCCAAGCUCUCGGCGAAGCUGGACGCGAUCGAGGAUUGGCUUUACGAUGAGGGCGAGGAUGCUACCAAAGCCCAGUACGUCGCUAAGAUGGACGACAUCCGAUCAAUCGCGGGUCCUAUCAUCCAGCGCUACAACGACAAGAUCGAAGAGGAGCGACAAGCCGUCCUCAAGAAGCAGCAAGAAGCCGCUGCCGCGAAGCAGGCCGAGAUCGAGCGCAGGAAGCGGGAAGAGGAGGCUAAGAAACAGGCUGAGGCGCCCGCAGAGUCCAAGGACGCCGAGAUGACGGAUGCAGAGACGACGAAGCCGGAUGAGGUGGAGGAGCCCUCAUCUUAGAGGAAUGACGUCAGAUGAGACAUGAUGGGUCCGGCCUGUUCUGAGUAGACGGGUUCAUGUAAAAGCAUUGGAGUGAGCGAAUGGAAUUUGGAUGGAUGGAGUAAUUACUCAUCUUUUUCUUGCAAUGCGAUGAUGGUAAUGCACUGCUUACGAUAGACUAGUCCAUAGAUGAACGAACAUGAAAACGGAUCGACUGUUCACU